CGGGUCGUGUCCUGCCGUCGCCUCCUCUUUCCCCUCUCUCUCCUCUUUCUCCGCUCUCCGGGCCAUGGAGGCGGCUGCCGGCGGAGAUGCGCAGGACUCCGGGCGGGGGCUGUGCCUGCCCCGCGGGUCCGGGAGCCCUGCGGCCACCCAGGACAAGCUCUUCUUAAUCAAAGGUGGAAUUUUUCUAGGUACUGUUGCUACAGCAGGAAUGAUAGCAGGUUUUGGCACCACACUUGCCAUGACAAAAAAGAAGAACCCAGACUGGUUCAGUAAGGGGAUUACUGCGACAGGUGCGUUGCCAGAGAGUGGUUCAUCACUGGCCUUACGAGCCUUAGGAUGGGGCUCACUCUAUGCAUGGUGUGGAGUUGGAUUGCUCAGUUUUGCCAUCUGGAAGGCCUUGGGCGUGCAUAGUAUGAAAGAAUUCCAAACUAAAAUGCAGUCAAUGUUUCCAGCAAUUCCUAAAAAUAGUGAGUCCACCAUUGAAUGGGAAGAUUUACUUAAAUCCAAGUGAGAAACUCAGAGCCAUUUGGAGAUGUCUCUUGCAGCAAGAACAGGAGUGAAAGUAGCAGAAGUGUCCUAUCUGAAAAACAGAGAAGAAAACUCGGACUGAGCAAGUUGCUGAGUUCACUGAACCUGGGAAUGCCAGUUAACAUGGAGAAACAAGGGAUUUCUAAACGAUUUAUAUUGUACUUUUCAGUCCAGUUGGUAUAGUGGAUUUGUGAGGAAACGAACCCUCCAAGAUAACUUGAUCCAGCUUGAAAAAAGUCUGUAUCUUAUGAAGACUUGAAGAAACUGAUCUUCAGUGGUCAAUACAAGGACAAAACUCCAAUAAACUCUUAACCCAUCGUGCCUCUUAAGAGGAAUUUUAGGAAAUUUCUCUAGGAAACAAGGAAUAUAUCACUUCCAUCGAUAUUUACCUGUCCCAUUAGGAAUAUAACCAUCAAGUUAAUUAUAACAGCUCUCUUACUGAGUCUGAAGGAGAUAUUUAAAUUUGCAACGGAGAAAGUAUCUAAACCGAUCUAUUUUUUAAGUCUGAAGGGAAAAUGUAGAACAUCCAGUAUGCAAGUAGUGACCUACUGAGCUACUCUGGAGAGCAUCAGAAGAGGUCUUUACAAAGUCUACUGUUUUCUCAGUAUUAGCUUUUUUUUAUUGGAUCCCACAAUAGUGAAUAUGAUAGUUUUCAUGGAAGUCUCUACUAUAUUUGUAUAUCAGUUUAAGCUGUAAGUGAAAAAGGUAUGAAAUAGGAUGCCCAGUCUGUCCUACACAAAUAUUUUCAGUUAAGAAAAUGUUUGGGGAAGGCUAAGUCUUUGGUAUUUCAGUGGUUCCCGUGGCUCUUCUACAAAGAGAAGCAAUGUCAGAUUUUCCACACUGCAGUAAUCUCAUGAAGUGUGGGCGUAAAGUAGGAAGAAUAAUGUCUUGCUCAAACAUUGUAUUUGCAGAACUGUAGAUCCGUAAAAAUGCAGAGACAAAAAAACCCUCUUAUCAGUGAACAAUCCUUUGUUGAAUGCUCCAUUAUCAGUUUUUUUAUUAAUUGCACACAGUCCAAUUAGUCAGUUGUCAGAUUUAAUAAAGUCUUCUUAAAACCUGUCUUUUGUGAUUAAGUCUUUAUAUUCCUAGGAAAGAACAUUAAAAAAAAGCUUUAAAUGUCAGAUGAAUAAUAAAGAAGUAUGGUUUUCCUAUGAAACAUGACAGCACUAAAAUAGUAUCUUUAAAGCAAUUUAAGUGUAAUAGUUGACAUCUUUUCCAUAGCUUGAUGCUUGUAAUCCAAUAUUAAAUAAAUUGUGGUGAGUACUGCCAUCAUAUGCACAUGAAAAAUGGGAAUAUUGUCGUAUUUCUGUUAGUUUGUGUGCCUGGUGAUACCUGUAU
This is a messenger RNA of Cuculus canorus (common cuckoo), 1866 nucleotides long. It is a transcript of the gene TMEM242, whose product is annotated as transmembrane protein 242. The transcript has 5 exons. Bases 65 to 511 code for a protein of 148 amino acids. The record is from RefSeq and is a predicted model, not a curated record. Lineage: Eukaryota; Metazoa; Chordata; Aves; Cuculiformes; Cuculidae.